AUGUCGCCUGAGCUUUCCACGUUCAUCUCGCAGCUCUCGUCAACUGUGAAGGCUGCUCGAAGAAUCCAGGAAGCGAUCACACCUAGUACAGUGACAGCCGCCACCCCGGCGCAGCUCAAGGCAUUCGAGAAAGAGACCCCGGAUCUGCCACCCGAGGUGCUCAUGGAACUUGCAUUGGAAGAAUGGGAUCGCCGCCAUGGGACGUCAAAGGGAAAAGGUGCGAAACCUGAUCCUGGGGUUGCUGCCGCUGUGCUGUCGAGCGAGAAGCUGAAGAGCUGGAAAGGCAAGAAGGGGCCGUGGAAGCCAGUCGGUGUUUGCUGGAACUGUGGAGGUAAAGGUCAUAGGCAAGAUAACUGCUCAAGCCCGAAGCAGGACAGCAAAGAUGCGAAGAACGCACCUGAUGCCAAGACUGACCAGGCAAAGCCGAAGCCGACUGCGGCAUCAGCUGUCGACCUCAAUGCCAUUGCCGGAGCAUGGACUGCCAUAGACUUUGACCUGUCAGAUGUCGAGUCGACUUGCCCAUCCAUUUUCUCGUCAGCUGGACAAUCGGAUUAUACUGCACUUACUGAAGCUGACUCUGAUGCUUCUACAUCUGUGCCGGACUUAGAGCGCACUGCAGAUGACCUGUCGGAAGUCUCUGAAGGUCAUGAGGAGCACGCCAUUGCUCCUGUUGAGGCUGUGCCUGAAGUCGGUGAUGGCGGCCUCACGAAAACUGUUCCUCUUGCCGAGAGGAUGCUGUCUGUACAGGGCUGGCUUGGAAGCCUUGCGAGCGAAGAGGACAUGCCGGUGGAUGCGGGUGACGACCCGAUUGUAUUGCCGGAUGUUGCUGCUGUCGCUGUCGCACUAGUUGCUGAUGCGCAUCAGCCUAGGGACCUGUACGACUCUGGAGUGAGUCACCACAUGUCACCAUAUCGGGAGGAUUUCCUUACCUUCCAUGAGAUUAUGCCAUGA
Messenger RNA from Laetiporus sulphureus 93-53, 951 nucleotides. RefSeq lists its product as uncharacterized. Bases 1 to 951 code for a protein of 316 amino acids. The record is from RefSeq and is a predicted model, not a curated record. The transcript has a single exon. Gene Ontology annotation, molecular function: zinc ion binding; nucleic acid binding. Lineage: Eukaryota; Fungi; Basidiomycota; Agaricomycetes; Polyporales; Laetiporaceae.